Messenger RNA from Rotaria sp. Silwood1, 630 nucleotides. NCBI's taxonomy places the organism in Eukaryota, Metazoa, Rotifera, Eurotatoria, Philodinida, Philodinidae. The record is from the annotation of a GenBank genome assembly.
AUGGAAUAUGAUGAUGUUCGAGAACAAAACAGUGAAAUAAUACAAAGACUUGAUCCACAAUUAAUUGUUAAUUGUGUUACAGAGGCUUUACUUUUAUAUUACAACAUAUUUUUAUUGAACUAUGUGUACGGUUUUGAAGCUGAUGAAACAAAUGAAUUGAUAUCUUAUGUUGAUUUACUUGAAACAAUUCUUGCUGAAAAAGAAGAUAAUGGUUCAAUGAAUACAACAUCUAUUCCAAAAGAAUCACCAUCAUCAACACCAAUUACACUUAAACUGUUACGUAAUUUUUCAACUGAUCGUUUGGUAGAUAUUGAAGACGCUAUUAAUAAUUUAAUAGCGUAUGUAAAUACUCUUCGUGAAGAUGUGGCUUCAAUUGCUGUCCAAUUAAAACCAUUAUUGAAAAAUAUCAAAAUCAUUCAUAACGUAAAUGCAUUUCAAAAUGGCUUUGCUUUAAACGAUGGAACAAUUAAUGCAUUAUUUUCGUCAUUAAAAGAAGCUCGAAAUCAAUUAGCCAACUAUGUGAGAUAUUUGAAAGUCAUGAAACAAAAAUUAGAUAGAAAUGUUGCCAAUGAUGAUGAUGGUGCACCUGUUCAAGGUGUUCAAAUUAUAGACGAAGAUCAAACUUUUUAA